GCUUAACACGGACUACCACUCUCACCCCGGCGUCUCCUCACGCGUAGCGGAGGCAGACGGGUGUCGGCUCGACUGGAGCCGCGUCUUCCCACCCGCUGUCAGCCGACUUAAACAGUCUGCACACCACGCGGGCCCCACCGAGCGUGUCAACUCAUCAGCAACAUGAGCAAUACGCUGGAGGGAGAAUCACGGUCGCCUGACCGGAAGACCAGCACGGAUCCAACCGGGCGCGUCAAUUCACGGGGCAUGAGCGAUACGCCGGAGGAGAACCGGGGAUCAGCACGGGUCUCUGUGUGUUUUCCGGAGAAGAAGAAGGGAAACAGCAAUCCAGGGAGGCUGCCCGCAGACAGACGCCCGACCACAGCUACGGCUGGAAAUUAAAACAGAGAGGACCAAAGAGGCAUUGGAGUAGACACCGGUCUCCCAAAGAGAGAAACAAUGUACCGUCCUAGAGGGAUUCCCGUGACCAUUGCAAUGUCUUCGGACCUGGUGUUUGUGAUGGAUCAGCAGAGCGACUCAGUGAGACCUGGUCCUCUCUUCUCCUUCAUCAGGGCUCUGAAAGCAGUGAAUGAUCACUUGUUACAGUAUUACAAAAAGAGUAAAGAGCUUUUUAAAGUCCUUCUUAUUGCUGACAACUCAUCAGGCUCAUUAACAUCUACCAUCAGAGAUAACGAACUGGAAGAACUCAUCAUUGCUUUGUUUGUCAGUGAAGAAAAUCUUCUCAGAGAACUAAAGAGAAACCGUACCCAGCUGUACCUGUCUACUGAAAACUCAAAGGUUCAAGAAGCACUGGCGAAUGAUAUAGCUGCUGCUGUUGUUCAGAUCCCAGAGCAGAUGAAGGAAGUGUCAGAGACUGAGCUGCGAGUGGCCUUCGAUGGUGAUGCGGUCAUCUUCUCCAAUGAGUCAGAGUUUGUUUUUGCCGAGCAAGGUCUUCAAGCCUUCCUUGAACACGAGAGGAAACAUGUUGAAGAUCCAAUGAAAAAGGGGCCAUUGACGGGGUUCCUGAAGUCUUUAGAGAGUCUAAAGAAGAAGUUACGUGACAAAGGCCUAAAAAGCAACAUGAUCCGUACCUACCUGGUGACAUCUCGUGGUCCAGGCUGCGCUGGGUACAGAGCCCUGAACACUCUGCAGAGAUGGGACCUGGAGAUGGACGAGGCUGUGUUUCUAGGGGGAACUGGGAAAGGUCCCACACUGCAGAGAAUCGGGCCACAUAUUUUCUUCGAUGAUCAGGAGAGGCAUGUUGAGGAUGCAUUAGCAGUUGGCACACUUGCAUGUCAGGUGCCUGAUAACUGAAACCAACCACAAAGCAAUUCAUGUUUAGAAAAGUUACAACCAGUGAGUAUGUAAAUCACUGAGGAGUGCCAGUUGCCUGAGGGAUUUUUUUGUUUGAUUUUAUAAUUGCUUUAUUUUUCCCCAAAAUGUUUCUUUGAAAUUCAUGUAUACUUACACAUCUCUUUUAAUCAUUUUCAUCAAUGUUUGUAAUCUGUAUAAGUUUGAACUUUU
Cololabis saira (Pacific saury) is the source of this 1503-nucleotide messenger RNA. RefSeq names its product cytosolic 5'-nucleotidase 1A-like. The record is from RefSeq and is a predicted model, not a curated record. Gene Ontology annotation, cellular component: cytosol; cytoplasm. Gene Ontology annotation, molecular function: 5'-nucleotidase activity; magnesium ion binding; nucleotide binding. Bases 439 to 1293 code for a protein of 284 amino acids. Gene Ontology annotation, biological process: nucleotide metabolic process; adenosine metabolic process. The transcript is spliced from 7 exons. Lineage: Eukaryota; Metazoa; Chordata; Actinopteri; Beloniformes; Belonidae.